This is a messenger RNA of Acanthochromis polyacanthus (spiny chromis), 1323 nucleotides long. RefSeq names its product glutathione S-transferase A-like. The record is from RefSeq and is a predicted model, not a curated record. NCBI's taxonomy places the organism in Eukaryota, Metazoa, Chordata, Actinopteri, Pomacentridae. The transcript has 6 exons. Bases 79 to 750 code for a protein of 223 amino acids.
CAGUUCCACUCCUCACUUCGUUCACCAAACCACAACAUCUUCUGUCUUCUGUCAGUUGUUGCACUUCACUCUGAAACUAUGGCCAAGGACAUGACUCUGCUGUGGGGCUCCGGCUCUCCUCCCUGUUGGAGGAUCCAGAUCAUACUGGAAGAGAAGCAGCUGCAGGGCUACAACCAAAAGCAGUUCUCCUUUGAGAAAAUGGAGCACAAGUCCCAGGAAGUCCUGGACAUGAACCCCAGAGGUCAGCUUCCUGCCUUCAAAUGUGGGAAACAUAUCCUGAAUGAGUCCUACGCCGCCUGCUUUUUUCUGGAGAAUCAGUACAAGUCCCAGGGAACCAAGUUGAUUCCAGAUUCCCCCGAUGUACAAGCACUGAUGUACCAGCGCAUGUUUGAGGCUUUCACACUCGUCGAGAAAAUGGUGGGCUUUAUGUACUACAACUUCUUUGUCCCAGAGGGGGAGAGACAUGACUCUGCUAUUCAGAGAAAAAGGGAGGAUCUGACAACUGAGCUCAAGCUGUGGGAGGGAUACCUGAAAAAAACGGACAGUUUUCUGGCUGGAAAAGAAUACACACUGGCUGAUGUGCUUGUUUUUCCAUUCAUUGCUUACAUGUUCCACUAUGGGUUAUGUAGUGAGCGUUACCCUGCACUGACAAAAUACUACAACACUCUGAAGGAAAGACCCAGCAUCAAAGCCACCUGGCCUCCUUACUGGCAUAAAUUAAUUGAGCAGGACACGCUGAAAACCGUCUGAGAUCCAAAUCCUCCUCAGUGGACACACUAACUGUUUCUGUUGUGAUGCAAUAUGCACCCACUAUUUGCAUUGCACAACUUUUUUAGAAACUAUUCUUUUCUUCUGCUUUGAAGAGCAAUUUCCUACCAUUAUUUGCUUGUGAUUUUGAAUGAAAAAGAUUCUUAUUGUGUUCUGAACAAAAGCACAAAAAAAAAAAAAGAAUUUCAAUUUGAUUGCUUUAGUAUUUCCAGGUCAUCAUUCAGAGAGAAUUCUUUCAGACCAUUUAUAGAUAAAAUAUGAGCCAGAGAUGUGAACAAGUGAGAGUAAUACCUUCAAAUAAAAUGAGUAACACUAUUCAAUCAAAACUGUCGAUUUCUACACAGUGAUUUGAGUGUUGGCCUCAAAUAUAGUAAGUGGGAUUUGGAUGCUCUUUUUACAUUUCAAUAAACAUGUUAACAGUUUUGACUUCCUUCCUUCACUUUUAAACUUUUGACAGUAGUUGUUACUAAAAGAAAAUUGUCAAUAGCUACAGUUAAAACAUGAACUGUGGGUUGUUUCAUACCAAGACUUCCAAUAAAAGACUAAAUCACACAA